Messenger RNA from Schizosaccharomyces cryophilus OY26, 378 nucleotides. RefSeq lists its product as uncharacterized. The record is from RefSeq and is a predicted model, not a curated record. Lineage: Eukaryota; Fungi; Ascomycota; Schizosaccharomycetes; Schizosaccharomycetales; Schizosaccharomycetaceae. Bases 1 to 378 code for a protein of 125 amino acids. The transcript has 2 exons.
AUGACUACUAAAAGCGAAGUGGACAAAAAAUUUGGAUGGUAUGCUUUUCCAUAUGAUUUCAACUGCAUUGGAAACCUUUCUUUUAUUCAAAAUCCUCCUCCUGUUGACGGACAAGGAAUUAACUCGUAUAUGGAAAAUGUUAGCUCGAUAUUGACAGUUCCCGCGGAUAAUACCAGUGUCACCUGCAUAUACGCAAAAGACAAGCCCACGCGCUACUCGGGAGAUUCCCCAAAAUGCUUCAACAUGUUAAACAGCGAAAACGAUGUUGAUGUUAGCAUGAACGAUUCUUCCCAUGUACUCGACGUGAACAAUCCGUUUCCAUUGUGGACGAGCGAAAAUUUUCAUAUAUUACCCCACAGACCACGUGUUCGUAUUUAA